Molecule: messenger RNA, 471 nt
Organism: Trichoderma asperellum CBS 433.97
Lineage: Eukaryota; Fungi; Ascomycota; Sordariomycetes; Hypocreales; Hypocreaceae
Source: RefSeq, a predicted model, not a curated record
CAGAAUUAGACAUCUAUGUACAUUUCACCACUAGCUACACACAUAAUCAUUGAUUGCUCGCUUGACUACUUUCCAUCCGAAAUACUCGUAGCAGCUCAACGACGAACUGCAGUGAUAUUUGAUAUCAGUUAAUCUACUCUGCCUCUGAUGAAAACGCCUGCGCUAAUCUCCUCUUCCACCUUUCUCGCAUUUGUAAAUGCACAUGAAAAAAAAAAUGGAAAUAUGAGAAAGAAAGGAAAAGAAAAAAAAAGAAGAAGAGAAAAAGUCUCAGAAAAGAAAAAGAGAGUCCAUGACAUGCUUAUACAAGAUUUCCCAACCGUAUCGCCCUUUUUUUAUACCUCUUACGUCUCGUCUCAUUGUCGCAAAUACCCUCCUCCCUCUUCCAGUUUCAACUAGUAUAUUAAAUGUGGUAUCCCAGGUUUGUACAAAGGGGGGUGGCGCCACCCCUCAUCUGCAGCCAUAUAGUCUUCG